GUGCAAUGUCAGGGCACCGUUAAGGACCCAACUGUGGUGGAAGAUGGCGUCCACCUUCAGGAAGUCAAACGUGUCCUCCACCAGCUACAAGAGAAAGAUGGGUCCUAAGCCUGAACUCACAGAAGAUCAAAAGCAAGAAGUUCGGGAAGCCUUUGACCUCUUCGAUUCUGAUGGGAGCGGGACCAUUGAUGUGAAGGAGCUGAAGGUGGCCAUGAGAGCACUCGGCUUUGAACCCAGAAAGGAAGAGAUGAAGAAAAUGAUUUCAGAAGUGGACAAAGAGGCCACAGGAAAGAUCAGCUUCAAUGAUUUCUUGGCUGUGAUGACUCAGAAGAUGGCCGAGAAAGAUACUAAAGAGGAAAUCCUGAAGGCUUUCAGGUUGUUUGAUGACGACGAAACUGGGAAAAUUUCAUUCAAAAACCUCAAGCGUGUGGCCAACGAGCUAGGGGAAAGCCUCACAGAUGAGGAGCUGCAGGAAAUGAUCGAUGAAGCUGAUCGUGAUGGCGACGGAGAAGUGAACGAGGAAGAGUUUCUUAAGAUCAUGAAAAAGACCAACCUUUAUUAAGGAACUGGCUGGGGUCCUUGCUUCUGCUUUUGUGAAAGUAUAAAAGAACAGCUGAGGUCUGUUCCUUCUUCCUGCCUUUUGUCUUGGUUGGCUUCUAAGCCUCUAGGUCAAUUAUAAAUUUUGAAGAUACUAUGUGAGUUCUGUUGUUUAAUUCUCAAGAAUAAAUCUCAAUUAAAGAUCUUCGAAGCUGGAGUCCACUCACUGCUUGCCAUGUUUCCUGGGUCAAACAAAACUGUGGUUCUCUGGUCACUUUAGUGAUUUUAAAUGGCAUGCAUAUACUAGUGAUUCCUUCAUUUCAAGUUAAGAAUACUAGCAUGGUCGGUUAGAAUUUGCCAGAAGGUUCAUUCUAGCUUUUCACCUAAGUGGAUACUGCUCUGAAGGAUACUAAUGUGGCUAAUUAAGAAUUACUUAAAUUAAGGAAAGAUGUUCCUCAAUAGAACUUUGCUUG
Molecule: messenger RNA, 1010 nt
Organism: Grammomys surdaster
Lineage: Eukaryota; Metazoa; Chordata; Mammalia; Rodentia; Muridae
Gene: Cetn1
Product: centrin 1
Exons: 1
Coding region: 44-562 (172 amino acids)
Biological process (GO): nucleotide-excision repair; centriole replication; mitotic cell cycle
Cellular component (GO): centrosome; centriole
Molecular function (GO): calcium ion binding
Source: RefSeq, a predicted model, not a curated record